Cantharellus anzutake is the source of this 585-nucleotide messenger RNA. RefSeq lists its product as uncharacterized. NCBI's taxonomy places the organism in Eukaryota, Fungi, Basidiomycota, Agaricomycetes, Cantharellales, Hydnaceae. The record is from RefSeq and is a predicted model, not a curated record. The coding region runs from base 1 to 585 and encodes 194 amino acids. The transcript has 6 exons.
AUGUAUGAGCGCAGACGGCGAGAUCUGAGGGUCAGUGCACAAGCAUGCAGGGAGGGGAAUUGUGUGUCGGAAGGUGUAUGUAUGACACAAAAUCGGAGUGGGGGAUCGGCUUUUGCAGCGGGUGGCCCAGACGAACCAAACAACUCGAAUAUGAAUAUGGUCCCACUGAUACGGAUUGGACAAGAGGAUAGGAUGUAUGAGCACAGACAGCGAGAUCUGAGGGUCAGUGCACAAGCAAGCAGGGAGGGGAAUCGCGUGUCGGAAGCGAGAUCUGAGGGUCGGUGUGCAAGCAAGCAGGGAGGGGAAUUGCAUGUCGGUGCGACCGUUUGGGUAAAAGAUUUUGAUGGGGGCCUAGGAAGGUGUAUAGCUGUCGAUGUAUGGCAUGGAAUCGGAGUGGGGGAUCGGUUUUUGCGGCAGGUGGCCCAGACGAACCAAACAACUGCGAGUACCAGCGGUGCUAGGUGCAACCUCCAGCCCUCUGCAGGUGUCUCCAUGGACAAGCCCCAAAUCCUCACGCAGAAUAUACAGAACAGCCUGGAGAAACCGUUACUCUAUGUAGAUGGUGUACUCAGAGGGCUGGGUUGA